This is a messenger RNA of Trichoderma harzianum CBS 226.95, 867 nucleotides long. RefSeq lists its product as hypothetical. The transcript has a single exon. The coding region runs from base 221 to 733 and encodes 170 amino acids. The record is from RefSeq and is a predicted model, not a curated record. NCBI's taxonomy places the organism in Eukaryota, Fungi, Ascomycota, Sordariomycetes, Hypocreales, Hypocreaceae.
GAUCGUGGACAUGUCCAAGGUGCAACUCCAGUAUGGUGGAUGUCCUUGAGGCCAUGUUGCGGAAUCACGUCAAGUGGUAUGCGACCUUUCGCCACAAUGCCACCACCGUAUCCCCCACCAAUAGAACAGCUGCAAACAUGCGUGUUCCUGACCCUGACUCUGACUGGCGCCCGCUAAUGAUUUGGCUAGCUAAGCUUUCUGGCAGGUCUCGGCGUACGCCAUGUGCAUAUUAGUGCGGGAUUCAACGUCCUGCAUGGAUCCUUAUCCUUGCUCCCGGCUUGAGAAAGGGGGGCUUGGGGGUGUGGACUUCGGCUGGUUGAGCUUACUGUAUGAGGCAAAAAGGUUACGGAGUGCUAUCAACGGACGAAAAACUGCAGACUCCAUGUCUUUUUCGGCCGAAAGCUUCUGCCAGGUUGUCGGAAAGUUGCCAGUCAAGGAGGGGGCAACACGUGGUUGUACGAGCCUCGCGAGUCAUGUCUCCACGUUCCCCCGGCGGAGAACUGGAUCUGGAUGCUUGAGCAACAGCAUUCCCCUCGAUUUGCUCCGUCGACUGCGCCGUCGAUUGCUCCGUCGACUGCUCCGUUGCCGCAACCCCGGGAUUGCUGCCGAGCGGCCCGACACGGCAAACUCGGCAGGACCUGCAGAUCCCUACUAUCUUACGGCAAAUGGUAGCCUAGGGACUUUGGGGUUCCAUAAUAUAAGACCACAAGACAUGCCACGUUUGUGGGGCUAGAUAAUCUGCGACGGUGAUUGCUCUCGUACAUUAUUCCCAACAUGGAUCAGGAUCGGUUGUGUCGGCACGUCACGUACGAGUGAGUACCUGACUAGGACUCAAGUUGGGCUAGUGCUCUUCCAUCUGCCGUUUCU